This is a messenger RNA of Monoraphidium neglectum, 756 nucleotides long. Its product is annotated as putative sulfate transport system permease protein cysT. Gene Ontology annotation, biological process: transmembrane transport. The transcript has 3 exons. NCBI's taxonomy places the organism in Eukaryota, Viridiplantae, Chlorophyta, Chlorophyceae, Sphaeropleales, Selenastraceae. Gene Ontology annotation, cellular component: plasma membrane. The coding region runs from base 1 to 756 and encodes 251 amino acids. The record is from RefSeq and is a predicted model, not a curated record. Gene Ontology annotation, molecular function: ABC-type sulfate transporter activity.
AUGCUCGUUCUGCCCAUCUCGGCCCUGCUCAGCAAGGCCAGCCUCAUCCCCCUUGCCGAGUUCUGGGCGCGCGCGACGGAGCCGGUGGCGCUGUCGGCGUACUAUGUGACGUUCAGCAUGUCUGUGGUGGCGGCCCUGAUCAACUGCUUUUUCGGGUUCAUCCUCGCCUGGGUGCUCGUCAAGUUUGACUUCCCAGGCAAGAAGUGGAUCGACGCCGCGGUGGACCUGCCGUUUGCUCUGCCCACGUCUGUUGCCGGCCUCACACUCGCUACUGUGUACAACGACGACGGGCUGAUCGGCUGCUUCCUGACUAAGCUGGGCAUCAACGUGGUGUUCACGCGGCUCGGGGUGGCCGUGGCGAUGGUUUUCGUGUCGUUCCCAUUCGUUGUGCGGACGAUGCAGCCCGUGCUGCAGGAGAUGGAGCGCGAGGUCGAGGAGGCGGCGUGGUCCCUGGGCGCCUCCCCCUGGGACACCUUCGUCCGCGUCCUGCUGCCCCCCCUCCUGCCCCCGCUGCUUACCGGCACCGCGCUCGCCUUCAGCCGCGCGCUCGGCGAAUUUGGGUCCAUCGUGAUCGUCUCGUCGAACUUGCCCUUCAAGGACCUUAUCGCGCCCGUCCUGAUCUUCCAGUCCCUGGAGCAGUACGAUUUUGUGGGCGCGACGGUCAUCGGGACGGUGCUGCUGCUCAUCAGCAUGGUCAUGAUGAUUGGCGUGAACUACCUGCAGUCGCUCGGGCAGAAGGGCAGGCCGAAGGCGUGA